This is a messenger RNA of Candidula unifasciata, 224 nucleotides long. Lineage: Eukaryota; Metazoa; Mollusca; Gastropoda; Stylommatophora; Geomitridae. The record is from the annotation of a GenBank genome assembly.
AUACGUCUUGUUCACACCCAGGGAAGUAGCCCUACCAGGAACAGAUACUUUCUUGUUCACACCCAGGGAAGUAGCCCUACCAGGAACAGAUACUGUCUUGUUUACACCCAGGGAAGUAGCCCUACCAGGAACAGAUACUGUCUUGUUCACACCCAGGGAAGUAGCCCUACCAGGAACAGAUACUGUCUUGUUCACACCCUGGGAAGUAGCCCUACUAGGAACAG